AAAGACAGGAGCACACUCAGCUGCAACUUCAUAAUGGAGAAGGUUUUUGGUAUUGCCAGUACAUCUAGGAGGAGCCCACAGCUAAAAAGCUUUCAAAAUGAAGAGGCUCGUCACUACAGAAGCACUCUUUAACUUAUUGAAGGAAUGGCCUAAUAUUGACCAAUUAGACACCACUGGUUACAGACCUCCAUUAUGUGCUUGGACAGAACUAGCAACAUCUCUGAGGUUAAAGAACAGCAUUGGCAAUAGAAAGUGGUUAUAUAACCAAUGGAAGAAGAAUGCAGAGAGGCUUAGAGAUAGAGUAUUAGAAGCAAGGAAACUAUAUUGUGUAUGCAGAACAAGAAAUGAUGAAACAAAACCUAUGCUUGCAUGUGACAAAUGUGAAGAAUGGUUUCAUCAUAAAUGUAUUGGGAUGAGAAACUCUCCCAGCAUAAAGAAGAUUUACUUCUUAUGCCCAAACUGUACCAAAACUUCAAAGAAGCCAUGUUCCACUAAUGACUUGAGCCAAGGUGCAAAUUCUGCAUUCAGUUUUGAGCCACAGGACAAUGCCAAGGUGCCAGCUCCAGCCGAUAGAGAUUUAAUUCAGGAUGAUUCCCAUGCCAACAGCUCAAUAGCUGAUCCAAGCCUUGUUGACAUUUCUCAAACGGAUUGCUCAGGUCAAGCAAAUUCAGAAGAUGAUGACAUACAUGUAUUCAAAGGCGGAGCAUCUGUGGGAAAGCCAUCAACAACCAAAGACCCAUCUGAUAAUGAUCAAAGUAUACAUAAUGGAGCAAUCCCGGAUGGCGACUCCAACAAUGAGAGCACAUCAGACAACUCAGAAGAUGAUGAUCGCUCCAAAGGCAAGGGAGUACAUGUACCUCGAACAACCACAGAACCUGAUAAUGAUCAAAGUAUACAUGAUGGAGCAAAACCGGAUGACGACUUCAACAAUGAGAGCACAACAGACAACUCAGAAGAUGAAGAUCGCUCCAAAGGCAAGGGAGUACAUGUACCUCAAACAACAACAGAACCUGAUAAUGAUCAAAGUAUACAUAAUGGAGCAAUCCCGGAUGACGACUCCAACAAUGAGAGCACAUCAGACAGCUCAGAAGAUGAUGAUCGCUCCAAAGGCAAGGGAGUACAUGUACCUCGAACAACCACAGAACCUGAUAAUGAUCAAAGUAUACAUGAUGGAGCAAUCUCGGAUGAUGCCUGCAACAAUGUGAGCACAUCUGACAACUCAGAAGAUGAAGAUCGCUCCAAAGGCAAGGGAGUACAUGAACCUUCAACACACACAGAACCUGAUGAUGAAGCAAUCCUGGUUGAAACAUCCUCCAAUGAUAGUACAUCAGAAUCCAACACAGAAAAUGAAGACAUUUUUGUAGAUGGAACUCACUCAGAAUUUUUUUGUAUAACAUUUAUCUUUGUUUCAUACUUGAGCAGUACUAUUUGCGAUUAUCAUUUUUGUACUGUUUCGCUCCUUGUGUGAAAUAUUUAGGGGAGGC
This is a messenger RNA of Strongylocentrotus purpuratus (purple sea urchin), 1484 nucleotides long. RefSeq lists its product as uncharacterized. Gene Ontology annotation, cellular component: Set1C/COMPASS complex. Gene Ontology annotation, biological process: positive regulation of DNA-templated transcription. Lineage: Eukaryota; Metazoa; Echinodermata; Echinoidea; Camarodonta; Strongylocentrotidae. The transcript has 2 exons. Bases 98 to 1468 code for a protein of 456 amino acids. The record is from RefSeq and is a predicted model, not a curated record.